CCCGGACGGAACGCACUUGCACUUGUACUGCUUCCAUCUUUUCGCAUCUGGGCUUGGUCGCUGCUCCAUAUGUGGUAAUAUCCGUUUAUAUUGAACAGAGCCUGGUAUUUUGGAAUACACCGCCACUUGAACAUCAUGUCAUACACAUCAGACCCAGACAGCUUUCCUGAGCCAGUCGAUCUGUCCCACCAUCUGUCGCGCAGCACCAAGGCGCGUGAAGCUUCCGCCAUCAAGCGCUUCUACAAGUACUUUGCCAUACCCGGAAUCUCCCAACUCGCAGGAGGUCUGCCUAAUGACAAGUACUUUCCUUACGAUACCCUCGAGGCCAAGGUCGCGCAUCCCAACCGCUGGACGCCCACGCCCAAUCGGCCUAUUGACCCUCCACCCAACGAUCCGCCAACUGCAGAGCUAGCCUCUACGUCUAUCGCCACACGCAAAGACAAAGAUGAACCGCCCUCAGCGCGCCUUGUCGUCCCCCACAGUUCCGGCGUCCAGAACCCAACCCGCAUUAUCGAUCUCAAGUCGGCACUGCAAUACGGCACAGCUCAAGGCUACCCUUCGCUCUACACAUUCAUUCGCCAGUUCACACGAGAGAACCUACAUCCAUUCGUACCGUACAAAGGUGGGCCAGACAUCAUUCUGACUUGCGGCUCAACGGAUGGCUUUUCCAAGACCAUUCAAGCCUUCUCCAACGAGUGGGCAGAGGGUCAUGACCCUGUUGAAGAGCGACCGGGGCUGUUGGUUGAAGAAUACUGCUACAUGAAUGCCAUCCAGACGGCAAGACCAAAGGGCUUCAACAUUGCGCCCGUGGCUAUUGACGAUGAGGGCAUGGUCGCGAAGGGACCGGGAGGUCUUCAGGAUGUGCUGGAGAACUGGGAUUUCACCAAAGGACGCCGGCCGCACCUCAUGUAUACCGUCACCAUUGGCCAGAACCCCACAAGCGGCACCCUCAGCGUGGCGAGACGUACCGAGAUCUAUGCCCUAUGCGUCGAGUAUGAUAUCUUGAUCGUCGAGGAUGACCCAUACUGGUAUCUCCAGUUCCCCUCAUCUUCGCCUGCAGCCACCGCAACUCCUAAGCCCAAGAAGUCAUCCGGUUUCGAGUUCCUUGAUUCACUCAUUCCUUCCUACCUGUCGCUCGACUACCAGGGCCGCGUCAUUCGCCUAGACACCUUCUCCAAGACCGUCGCUCCGGGAUGCCGUCUCGGAUGGAUCACUGCGCAACCGGCUCUCAUUGAGCGCAUCCUACGCGUCACGGAAACCAGCACCCAGCAACCAUCAGGUUUUGUGCAGUCGAUGAUCGCGGAGCUUCUCAUGGGCCCUCAGAGCUCCACUGACCCAGGCCGAGGCGGAGCCAAAGACGGCAGCGGCUGGAAAGUUGAUGGUUGGGUGCGCUGGCUCGAGGGUCUUCGCGGCAACUACGAGCGCAGGAUGAACGCCAUGUGUGACGUUCUUGAUGACAACAAACACGCCGUCAAGGCCGGGCGCCGCAAGUCUAUGACUGAUGUCGCCGAUGACGAGGACGAGUGGGCUGUCGUGGAAAAGACCAAGAUCUACGACUUUGUCCGCCCGCUUGGUGGCAUGUUCGUCUGGGUCCGCUUCGACUUCACGUCUCACCCGCUCGCGAAGCAGGUCCCCGCUCAGCGCCUCUCGCAAGCACUCUGGGUGUUCUGGACGACCAAGCCAUACCUUGUCCUUGUGGCGCCUGGUGCGAUGUUUGCGCCGACCGCCGAUAUCAGGGAUGGUGACGCCUUCAACUGCGCGCGAUUGUGCUUCGCGGCGUGUCCCGUGGACGAAGUUAAGAGCAUCACAAAGCGGUUUAGCGACGGUGUGCAGGCCUUCUGGAGGAUCAAGAGCGUCGAGAAGAUCAACAAGCUGCUGGAGGAAGAUGAGGCUGAGGCUGGCCAGGUGGAUGCGGGGCUGGCGCUGCUGAACGGUAUGUGUUAGUGGAGGUGUAUGGCUCAGCGUGCGCCCGCGCAUGCGGUAACGUAGACAUAACGAAUGACAACGAAGGCGUUCAUAGCAAUGGGUUAGGAAGGCGUUUCUCUACUC
Molecule: messenger RNA, 2049 nt
Organism: Paraphaeosphaeria sporulosa
Lineage: Eukaryota; Fungi; Ascomycota; Dothideomycetes; Pleosporales; Didymosphaeriaceae
Product: PLP-dependent transferase
Exons: 3
Coding region: 136-1944 (602 amino acids)
Biological process (GO): biosynthetic process
Molecular function (GO): transaminase activity; pyridoxal phosphate binding
Source: RefSeq, a predicted model, not a curated record